Messenger RNA from Peronospora belbahrii, 9012 nucleotides. The record is from the annotation of a GenBank genome assembly. Lineage: Eukaryota; Oomycota; Peronosporomycetes; Peronosporales; Peronosporaceae.
AUGACAUCGAGUCUCCUGUAUAUACUACUUUUCAUAGCCGUUGCUAGAAGCAAAACAGGUUUUGUAGCGGCAGAGAGUGUGGAGAAUGUGACUGGAAAGAAUCGAAAUGUAGCUGAUUCAGAAAUGACAGGAACUAUAGCGCCAGACACAAAAGAAGCGGCGUCUUCUCGUGCGAAUAGUAUCGCAUCAAAUUUGGGUACAACUACAACACAUACUACCAAGACAAACCCGGUCUUGGACCAGAAAUUUAGGGAUGCAUCGAACUCUACAACGCACACAAUGGCAACACAGACAGAGUGGACAGAUGCGCCGAACGAAAAACCUACUGCGUCUAUUUCUGGAUUCAGCAUUAAUUCAAAUACGCAGGGUAUGACUUCACCGGAGUCUGCUUAUGAUUUAGGCAGCGAUUCAAGCAGUGAUUUGGGCAGUAAUUCAAGCAAUGACUAUACGAUGCAGUGGACGAAUAUGCCAACUGAUGUUCCUCCAAAUCGUUUUGGUUUGAAUACAGACGCACCAAUGCGGCCGGAAUCUAUAACAAAUGCGCGAUUGCCGACCAAAGUGUCAGAGGAGUCGACUGAAUUGUCAGACGAGCUGACGGACUUGUCAAAGGAGCCUGCGGCAGCAAAUGCUCCUACGACGACUUAUGGCUCGAGCAGUGAUUCGGGCAGUGAUUCAAGCAAUGACUAUACGAUGCAGUGGACGAAUAUGCCAACUGAUGUUCCUCCAAAUCGUUUUGGUUUGAAUACAGACGCACCAAUGCGGCCGGAAUCUAUAACAAAUGCGCGAUUGCCGACCAAAGUGUCAGAGGAGUCGACUGAAUUGUCAGACGAGCUGACGGACUUGUCAAAGGAGCCUGCGGCAGCAAAUGCUCCUACGACGACUUAUGGCUCGAGCAGUGAUUCGGGCAGUGAUUCGGGCAGUGAUUCAAGCAAUGACUAUACGAUGCAGUGGACGAAUUUGCCAACUGAAGUUCCUCCAAAUCGUUUUGGUUUGAAUACAGACGCACCAAUGCGGCCGGAAUCUAUAACAAAUGCGCGAUUGCCGACCAAAGUGUCAGAGGAGUCGACUGAAUUGUCAGACGAGCUGACGGACUUGUCAAAGGAGCCUGCGGCAGCAAAUGCUCCUACGACGACUUAUGGCUCGAGCAGUGAUUCGGGCAGUGAUUCGGGCAGUGAUUCAAGCAAUGACUAUACGAUGCAGUGGACGAAUAUGCCAACUGAAGUUCCUCCAAAUCGUUUUGGUUUGAAUACAGACGCACCAAUGCGGCCGGAAUCUAUAACAAAUGCGCGAUUGCCGACCAAAGUGUCAGAGGAGUCGACUGAAUUGUCAGACGAGCUGACGGACUUGUCAAAGGAGCCUGCGGCAGCAAAUGCUCCUACGACGACUUAUGGCUCGAGCAGUGAUUCGGGCAGUGAUUCGGGCAGUGAUUCAAGCAAUGACUAUACGAUGCAGUGGACGAAUUUGCCAACUGAUGUUCCUCCAAAUCGUUUUGGUUUGAAUACAGACGCACCAAUGCGGCCGGAAUCUAUAACAAAUGCGCGAUUGCCGACCAAAGUGUCAGAGGAGUCGACUGAAUUGUCAGACGAGCUGACGGACUUGUCAAAGGAGCCUGCGGCAGCAAAUGCUCCUACGACGACUUAUGGCUCGAGCAGUGAUUCGGGCAGUGAUUCGGGCAGUGAUUCAAGCAAUGACUAUACGAUGCAGUGGACGAAUAUGCCAACUGAUGUUUCUCCAAAUCGUUUUGGUUUGAAUACAGACGCACCAAUGCGGCCGGAAUCUAUAACAAAUGCGCGAUUGCCGACCAAAGUGUCAGAGGAGUCGACUGAAUUGUCAGACGAGCUGACGGACUUGUCAAAGGAGCCUGCGGCAGCAAAUGCUCCUACGACGACUUAUGGCUCGAGCAGUGAUUCGGGCAGUGAUUCGGGCAGUGAUUCAAGCAAUGACUAUACGAUGCAGUGGACGAAUUUGCCAACUGAUGUUUCUCCAAAUCGUUUUGGUUUGAAUACAGACGCACCAAUGCGGCCGGAAUCUAUAACAAAUGCGCGAUUGCCGACCAAAGUGUCAGAGGAGUCGACUGAAUUGUCAGACGAGCUGACGGACUUGUCAAAGGAGCCUGCGGCAGCAAAUGCUCCUACGACGACUUAUGGCUCGAGCAGUGAUUCGGGCAGUGAUUCGGGCAGUGAUUCAAGCAAUGACUAUACGAUGCAGUGGACGAAUAUGCCAACUGAUGUUUCUCCAAAUCGUUUUGGUUUGAAUACAGACGCACCAAUGCGGCCGGAAUCUAUAACAAAUGCGCGAUUGCCGACCAAAGUGUCAGAGGAGUCGACUGAAUUGUCAGACGAGCUGACGGACUUGUCAAAGGAGCCUGCGGCAGCAAAUGCUCCUACGACGACUUAUGGCUCGAGCAGUGAUUCGGGCAGUGAUUCGGGCAGUGAUUCAAGCAAUGACUAUACGAUGCAGUGGACGAAUAUGCCAACUGAUGUUUCUCCAAAUCGUUUUGGUUUGAAUACAGACGCACCAAUGCGGCCGGAAUCUAUAACAAAUGCGCGAUUGCCGACCAAAGUGUCAGAGGAGUCGACUGAAUUGUCAGACGAGCUGACGGACUUGUCAAAGGAGCCUGCGGCAGCAAAUGCUCCUACGACGACUUAUGGCUCGAGCAGUGAUUCGGGCAGUGAUUCGGGCAGUGAUUCAAGCAAUGACUAUACGAUGCAGUGGACGAAUUUGCCAACUGAAGUUCCUCCAAAUCGUUUUGGUUUGAAUACAGACGCACCAAUGCGGCCGGAAUCUAUAACAAAUGCGCGAUUGCCGACCAAAGUGUCAGAGGAGUCGACUGAAUUGUCAGACGAGCUGACGGACUUGUCAAAGGAGCCUGCGGCAGCAAAUGCUCCUACGACGACUUAUGGCUCGAGCAGUGAUUCGGGCAGUGAUUCGGGCAGUGAUUCAAGCAAUGACUAUACGAUGCAGUGGACGAAUAUGCCAACUGAUGUUCCUCCAAAUCGUUUUGGUUUGAAUACAGACGCACCAAUGCGGCCGGAAUCUAUAACAAAUGCGCGAUUGCCGACCAAAGUGUCAGAGGAGUCGACUGAAUUGUCAGACGAGCUGACGGACUUGUCAAAGGAGCCUGCGGCAGCAAAUGCUCCUACGACGACUUAUGGCUCGAGCAGUGAUUCGGGCAGUGAUUCGGGCAGUGAUUCAAGCAAUGACUAUACGAUGCAGUGGACGAAUAUGCCAACUGAUGUUUCUCCAAAUCGUUUUGGUUUGAAUACAGACGCACCAAUGCGGCCGGAAUCUAUAACAAAUGCGCGAUUGCCGACCAAAGUGUCAGAGGAGUCGACUGAAUUGUCAGACGAGCUGACGGACUUGUCAAAGGAGCCUGCGGCAGCAAAUGCUCCUACGACGACUUAUGGCUCGAGCAGUGAUUCGGGCAGUGAUUCGGGCAGUGAUUCAAGCAAUGACUAUACGAUGCAGUGGACGAAUAUGCCAACUGAUGUUCCUCCAAAUCGUUUUGGUUUGAAUACAGACGCACCAAUGCGGCCGGAAUCUAUAACAAAUGCGCGAUUGCCGACCAAAGUGUCAGAGGAGUCGACUGAAUUGUCAGACGAGCUGACGGACUUGUCAAAGGAGCCUGCGGCAGCAAAUGCUCCUACGACGACUUAUGGCUCGAGCAGUGAUUCGGGCAGUGAUUCGGGCAGUGAUUCAAGCAAUGACUAUACGAUGCAGUGGACGAAUAUGCCAACUGAUGUUUCUCCAAAUCGUUUUGGUUUGAAUACAGACGCACCAAUGCGGCCGGAAUCUAUAACAAAUGCGCGAUUGCCGACCAAAGUGUCAGAGGAGUCGACUGAAUUGUCAGACGAGCUGACGGACUUGUCAAAGGAGCCUGCGGCAGCAAAUGCUCCUACGACGACUUAUGGCUCGAGCAGUGAUUCGGGCAGUGAUUCGGGCAGUGAUUCAAGCAAUGACUAUACGAUGCAGUGGACGAAUUUGCCAACUGAUGUUCCUCCAAAUCGUUUUGGUUUGAAUACAGACGCACCAAUGCGGCCGGAAUCUAUAACAAAUGCGCGAUUGCCGACCAAAGUGUCAGAGGAGUCGACUGAAUUGUCAGACGAGCUGACGGACUUGUCAAAGGAGCCUGCGGCAGCAAAUGCUCCUACGACGACUUAUGGCUCGAGCAGUGAUUCGGGCAGUGAUUCAAGCAAUGACUAUACGAUGCAGUGGACGAAUAUGCCAACUGAUGUUUCUCCAAAUCGUUUUGGUUUGAAUACAGACGCACCAAUGCGGCCGGAAUCUAUAACAAAUGCGCGAUUGCCGACCAAAGUGUCAGAGGAGUCGACUGAAUUGUCAGACGAGCUGACGGACUUGUCAAAGGAGCCUGCGGCAGCAAAUGCUCCUACGACGACUUAUGGCUCGAGCAGUGAUUCGGGCAGUGAUUCGGGCAGUGAUUCAAGCAAUGACUAUACGAUGCAGUGGACGAAUUUGCCAACUGAUGUUUCUCCAAAUCGUUUUGGUUUGAAUACAGACGCACCAAUGCGGCCGGAAUCUAUAACAAAUGCGCGAUUGCCGACCAAAGUGUCAGAGGAGUCGACUGAAUUGUCAGACGAGCUGACGGACUUGUCAAAGGAGCCUGCGGCAGCAAAUGCUCCUACGACGACUUAUGGCUCGAGCAGUGAUUCGGGCAGUGAUUCGGGCAGUGAUUCAAGCAAUGACUAUACGAUGCAGUGGACGAAUAUGCCAACUGAUGUUUCUCCAAAUCGUUUUGGUUUGAAUACAGACGCACCAAUGCGGCCGGAAUCUAUAACAAAUGCGCGAUUGCCGACCAAAGUGUCAGAGGAGUCGACUGAAUUGUCAGACGAGCUGACGGACUUGUCAAAGGAGCCUGCGGCAGCAAAUGCUCCUACGACGACUUAUGGCUCGAGCAGUGAUUCGGGCAGUGAUUCAAGCAAUGACUAUACGAUGCAGUGGACGAAUUUGCCAACUGAAGUUCCUCCAAAUCGUUUUGGUUUGAAUACAGACGCACCAAUGCGGCCGGAAUCUAUAACAAAUGCGCGAUUGCCGACCAAAGUGUCAGAGGAGUCGACUGAAUUGUCAGACGAGCUGACGGACUUGUCAAAGGAGCCUGCGGCAGCAAAUGCUCCUACGACGACUUAUGGCUCGAGCAGUGAUUCGGGCAGUGAUUCGGGCAGUGAUUCAAGCAAUGACUAUACGAUGCAGUGGACGAAUAUGCCAACUGAUGUUUCUCCAAAUCGUUUUGGUUUGAAUACAGACGCACCAAUGCGGCCGGAAUCUAUAACAAAUGCGCGAUUGCCGACCAAAGUGUCAGAGGAGUCGACUGAAUUGUCAGACGAGCUGACGGACUUGUCAAAGGAGCCUGCGGCAGCAAAUGCUCCUACGACGACUUAUGGCUCGAGCAGUGAUUCGGGCAGUGAUUCGGGCAGUGAUUCAAGCAAUGACUAUACGAUGCAGUGGACGAAUAUGCCAACUGAUGUUUCUCCAAAUCGUUUUGGUUUGAAUACAGACGCACCAAUGCGGCCGGAAUCUAUAACAAAUGCGCGAUUGCCGACCAAAGUGUCAGAGGAGUCGACUGAAUUGUCAGACGAGCUGACGGACUUGUCAAAGGAGCCUGCGGCAGCAAAUGCUCCUACGACGACUUAUGGCUCGAGCAGUGAUUCGGGCAGUGAUUCAAGCAAUGACUAUACGACGCAGUGGACGAAUUUGCCAACUGAAGUUCCUCCAAAUCGUUUUGGUUUGAAUACAGACGCACCAAUGCGGCCGGAAUCUAUAACAAAUGCGCGAUUGCCGACCAAAGUGUCAGAGGAGUCGACUGAAUUGUCAGACGAGCUGACGGACUUGUCAAAGGAGCCUGCGGCAGCAAAUGCUCCUACGACGACUUAUGGCUCGAGCAGUGAUUCGGGCAGUGAUUCAAGCAAUGACUAUACGACGCAGUGGACGAAUAUGCCAACUGAAGUUCCUCCAAAUCGUUUUGGUUUGAAUACAGACGCACCAAUGCGGCCGGAAUCUAUAACAAAUGCGCGAUUGCCGACCAAAGUGUCAGAGGAGUCGACUGAAUUGUCAGACGAGCUGACGGACUUGUCAAAGGAGCCUGCGGCAGCAAAUGCUCCUACGACGACUUAUGGCUCGAGCAGUGAUUCGGGCAGUGAUUCGGGCAGUGAUUUAAGCAAUGACUAUACGAUGCAGUGGACGAAUUUGCCAACUGAAGUUCCUCCAAAUCGUUUUGGUUUGAAUACAGACGCACCAAUGCGGCCGGAAUCUAUAACAAAUGCGCGAUUGCCGACCAAAGUGUCAGAGGAGUCGACUGAAUUGUCAGACGAGCUGACGGACUUGUCAAAGGAGCCUGCGGCAGCAAAUGCUCCUACGACGACUUAUGGCUCGAGCAGUGAUUCGGGCAGUGAUUCGGGCAGUGAUUCAAGCAAUGACUAUACGAUGCAGUGGACGAAUAUGCCAACUGAAGUUCCUCCAAAUCGUUUCGGUUUGAAUUCGGAGCCUACUUUAGUGUCGACGCCGACACUGUGGAGCCCGCCUCCGGUGCAAAGGAAUUCUAAGAUGAAAAUGUUGUCACCUGCAGAAUUGUCUGGGUUGAGCAUUUCUGCAUCCCCUACAGGAUAUUCCUUUUCUGACAGCUCGUCGCAGUCGUCUGAAUCUUCAGAGGUGUCCUUGAAUGCUGAGGAGGAUGCUAUGACUAGUCCACCGCCAGUGAAAAAUAUCCCGCGAACGGAAACUAGACCGACGAUUACAGCUCCUCCGUCCAAAUCGAAGAGAAUGUCUGUCGUAGCCGAUCUUGAGGAUGACGACACGACAGCUUCAGCGUCAGCAGGUUCAAGUACGUCAGAUGCAUCGGAUACGAUUUAUAGCCUUCCGCCGUUGACUAGUGCGCAUAUGCAAAUUACCGCUCCGACGAAAUCAAGCCCGACAACAAAAUCUUCGGGCGCGAGUGCUGUGGCUGAGUCAUCGCCGUCGUUGGAGCCUACCGCACCUUCAGGCUCGUCACCAAACGAAUCAUCGUCAGAUGUCGAUCUACUGAGUCCUGCACCGGUGACAAGAGCCCCUGCGCUGACGAAGAACUCGGCCGAAACUUACGACGACGGCAAUGACGUUUUGCAAACGGUACAAACAUCAUUGGAAACGUCCUCAUCCAGGUCAGCGGUGCCUAGCCCGGCAUCAGUGAUUAGAUCGCCUAUGGUGAAGGGGGUCGAGACAGUCAAGAUGCAUACUGGUUUAGGGAGCAGCGAUGAUGAAGCCAACAAGAACACGAAUAAUAACGACGAUAUGAUUCUACUUGGUGACACAGGCUCUUUAAUCAUAUAUUCGGACGGAAGCAAGGUUUCAACAUUUGAGAAGUACGAUCGUGGUGAUGGCGUUCUGAAAGCUGGACAGGUUCUUAAAGAUGGAAUCAGUUCAUACAACAACAUCAUUGUUGGUGGAGGUAAUCGGUCAAAUUUACCGCCUGGUGCUGCGAUCUCACUGUCUUCUACGUCACAAAAGAUACACAACACGCUGCUCUAUGCUAGCUAUGCGCUCGGAGUCAUCUCCACAGUACUGCUGAUGUUCUUUCAUUUGUUGGCUCUCCAGCGCCCACCGUGGCUGAGUGGAUCUCCAGACAGCGGUGACCAGGGUGGAGGCAAUGGUCGUGCCAGCAUGGGUUGGCUUACUCCGAAUGUGUGGGAGUUUGCUGUAGUGGUGGGGUACAUUCAGCACGUUAACUCCAUUUCGAUGCUGGAGCUAACGAAGGCGCCGCAAAUCGUGCUGGAUUUUACAGACUCGUUCUCAUUUGCAAACCUUCACCUUUCGUCUGUGACAACUACUGCCGUUUCUGAAGCCUCACGCAGAUUGCAGCUGGUCAUCUUGACAGGAAUUGUUGCCUUUUCUGACCGUAUUGGCGUCGACGAGGAUAAAGCACUCAUAAACACUGUUUGGUUUUUUCUAGCGGCUUUAGCCAUCUUAGUUGUGCUCUUCAGCUUGGCUGCUGGAUUCACAUUUUACCACCAUGUGUCGGUAAAUACGUGGGCAAUGUUUUCGAAAGCUCUGCGCAGCAGCUUUGCCAUGUGCGUGGUGGGCCUAAGCGUGGCAAUGUGGGUAAUUAGCGUUUUUCCACUUGUGGCCAUGUCUUCAUACGAAUUGGUCAUGGAACUGCGCUAUCGAGUUGGGAUUGGUCUUGCUGUGGCAUUGUUCUCUUUGUGGGCCGUCGUCGCUGGAGGGCUGUGUUUUGCGUUUGUGAGCGUGCGAGCCAUUCCGAUGAGAGAUGCGUUUCAUUUCAAGCAUUUUACAGUGUGGGGAUCGCUCUACGGUGAUUCGAAGAUGGUCUUCCGUUACUUCUUCGUGGUGACGGUAGUUUUCCAAGCACUCCUUGGUGUGAUUACUGGCGCUGUGUCGGGUGUGCCAGCCCAACUAGUGUCGUUAAUGGUGACGCACCUGUUAUUUGUAGUCGUUGCGCUUAUCAUCCGUCCAUUUGCGGCUUGCUGGGUACUGGGCGUCGUCGUGAGUUUUCGCGUUGUCGCGAUUGCAAACUUGCUGUGCAGUUUCGCCUUCCUCACGUCAAGCGAACUGAGCAUUCACUCGCGUGGUAUUGUGGCACAGACUUUCGUGACCUUCAACGCAAUCGUGUUCAUUCUGCUCUUCGCGCGCUACGUUGCCAUGUUUGUGUUAGCACUGAAGCACUGGUCAGGCUACACUCGUCGUGAGAGUUUCGAUCUCUCACGCGAAAGCUACGAGCUAGAAGAGAGUCUUGCUAGCUUGCAUAAUGACGAAACCCCCAUGGUUUUGACGAACAAUGCGCGUGACCACCGGCGACUCAACGACGGUGGAAGCUUUAUUACUUCGGGUGCCGAGUUUGCGUCAUCUCAAAACCCAGAAUACUCAUCCGCGUAUUUUGAACAAUAUGCGACCACACCUGCGUACUGUUCUGGGCAGCGGUAUGUACCGACACCAGCCGGAUCGUCAGCACAUUUCUCGAAUUCAGGUACCCGUCGAUACUCACGUGGAGUUCCAAGUUAUUACUAA